GGGUAGCUAUGGAGAUAGAGCGUUUUCCUGGCUGCCUUCUUUGACAGGUGUUGAGAGGGGUAAAAGUCUUAAAACAGUAUCCAGCAUGUACGCCAAAGGUAAAGGAGCAGUCGUCCCUUCCGAUAGCCAAGCAAGAGAAAAGCUAGCUUUAUAUGUGUACGAGUACUUACUGCACGUCGGGGCACAGAAAUCAGCACAGACCUUCCUGUCCGAGAUACGAUGGGAGAAGAAUAUCACGCUAGGGGAACCUCCUGGAUUCCUCCACUCCUGGUGGUGUGUGUUCUGGGACUUGUACUGUGCCGCUCCGGACCGGCGAGAGACGUGUGAACAUUCCAGCGAGGCCAAGGCUUUCCACGACUACAGUGCAGCUGCCGCGCCCAGUCCAGUCAUGGGCAACAUGCCCCCAAACGACGGCAUGCCAGGCGGACCCAUGCCCCCCGGCUUCUUUCAGGGUCCUCCCGGGUCACAGCAGUCCCCCCAUGCACAGCCUCCCCCACACAACCCCAACAACCCUAUGAUGGGACCUCACGGCCAGCCUUUCAUGUCACCACGGUACCCAGGUGGACCUCGCCCCUCCCUCCGCAUGCCAAACCAGCCUCCAGUUGGAGUUCCAGGAUCACAGCCACUUUUGCCCAACAGCCUGGACCCUGGAGUCAGACCGCAAGGGCAUCCGAACAUGGGCGGCCCGAUGAGGAUGAACCCCCCCAGAGGCAUGGGUGGCAUGGGCCCACAGCAGUACGGUGGUGGGAUGAGACCUCCGCCCAACUCACUCGGUGGGCCUGGCAUGCCAGGGAUGAACAUGGGACCUGGUGGAAGAGGUCCAUGGCCUAACCCUAAUGCAAACUCAAUAGCGUAUUCGUCCUCAUCUCCAGGGAACUAUGUGGGACCUCCAGGGGGCAGUGGGCCUCCAGGAACUCCCAUCAUGCCCAGCCCAGGAGACUCCACAAACUCAAGCGAAAACAUCUACACAAUGAUGAACCCCAUUGGACCUGGCGGCAACAGACCUAAUUUCCCAAUGGGUCCAGGUCCUGAUGGCCCGAUGGGUGGUAUGGGAGCAAUGGAACCACAUCAUAUGAACGGAUCACUAGGCUCUGGCGACAUGGAUGGGUUGCCAAAGAACUCUCCCAACAACAUGGCGGGCAUGAACAAUCCCCCAGGCACUCCGCGAGAUGACGGCGAGAUGGGAGGAAAUUUCUUAAACCCAUUCCAAAGCGAAAGUUAUUCACCCAACAUGACAAUGAGUGUGUGAUUUUUUUUUUUCAUUUUACCUUUUGGUUUUUUAUUUUAUUUCUUUUUUAUCUCUCCCUUCCCUUUGUUACCCAUCCCUUCUUCUGCUGCAUCUCGGCUCACUCCUCCCCCCCACCCCACCACCUCAUCACCCCAUUGGGCACCCACCACCACUCCCUCUCGGACAGCGGGUGAUGCCCCACGGCCUCAUGGGAUAGCUGCGUGGCGAGCUGCGUGGCGAGCUCAGCAAGAGGGGCAGGGAGUAGGCCCCGGGAGGAGCCACCUGACUGCGCCCUGCCCUACCCCACACUCCAGCCUCCUGUCCAGCCUCAUGCACUGAGGGCUCAUGGGGCGUGCCAGUCCUCCAGGAACCCUCUCAGCAAACCAGCCAAUCAGAAGCUAAGGCUGGUGGCCCUCUUUUUUCAGUUUCUUUUAUUUUUGUUGUUGUUGUUGUUGGUUUCUUCUUCUUUUGAAUCAGAAGCAGAAGUUGAAUGAGCAGGUCAGACUCCUCUGAUUUGUUAGAUACAUCAAUCGUUGGGUGGAUUUUUAACAGAAAAAUGAACUGUUGAUAUAUUAGGGUGACGCUUUUCAUUCUUGUGGUCUGUAUUUUGUUGAUGAUAUUAAUGAUUAUGAUAAUUCUCACAACUGACAUUGUUAAGAUGAUGUAGGCAUAAUGUUAUGGGUUUACCUGCAAAGGGCACAUUGUAUUUCAACCGCAUUGAUGACAUAAUAAGCACACACUCAGAAAUGCACAAUGACACUUCUGUUUACAUGAUUUUAGGUGUUUGUUGUCUCAUGUUAUUGAUUUUUGUUUGUUUGUUUAAAUGUCUCCCUGCACAUACCUCUUCCUGUGUGCUCUCUGUGGAGCUCGCGUCAGCACCACUCCACACACCUGAAGAGCCUCAAAAUGGCUGCCAAGAUGGCCACCCAAGCUCUGGCUUUACUCCUGCUUUCUGCUCCGUCUUUCUCCUUCCUCAGUCCAGCACUGGAAACCCCCCCCGACAUACACACACACACACACACACACACACACACACACACACACACACACACACACACACACACACACACACACACACACACACACACACACACAGAUACACACCUUUUCCAUGCUUGCUUUACCAUGCACCAUCUGUACGGACAUCCAUUUUUUCAAAGGAACAUGGCUGAGUUUAGGCUGAUCCCAGUAACUAGCCCGUAGCCACCACACGGUUAGACACUCAGAAGAGGGAACUAAUGGACUCCUUAAAACUUCUUCAGCUCAUCUUCAGCCUCGGUUCUACAUUUGUGUUGUCAUGACAUUGAUUUAUUUUGAAAGCACAACUUGGAAGAGUGUCAUGGUGAUCACACGGAGAAAACUGUUGAAGCCCGCUCUCUGGACAUGGACUGAUGUAAAGUUUAUUCCUACCCAUCGUCACUACACAAAUGCUCACAUUCACAGCUUUCCAUGUCCUUCACUGAUUCAAUCAUUUACAUGAUUUAAAUGUUCUGAUGUUAAUUAUUUGAAAGAGAGAAGCCCAUCAUUAUGCAUGCAUGUGUGGAGCAAUGUAACUCCAAGGUCAUCAUUCAGCAACAUCUGUCUGCAGUAUUCCAGUCAACGUCUGGGUUGCACUCUAAAAUAACAAAGCUGGAAUUGUGUGUGUGUGCGUGUAUGCGCGCGUGUGUGUGUGGGUGUGUGUGUGUGUGUGUCUGUGUGCAGGUGUGUGUGUUUGCUUUUAAUCAUGUACAGUUACACCAUGUUCCUUGGUGGCGGUGUGCAGUCAUACACCUCAGUUGUAAUCAUAAGCCCUGCUGACACCCCCCUGCCCCCCCAUACCCCCUUGCCACCUCUAUAAUAUGUCAAUCUAUUCUGUUGGUUUUUUAUGAAUUGAGAAAGACCUCCGGGUCUCCGACUGCUGCUGGGCCAUAGUGCAGUGACUUAAGCAUAGCAAGCAGAGGGUCAUGGACUCUUUUAGGAGUAGUCUGGAGGAAUGUCUUGCCCCAUAUACUCCUCAGCCACCAUGAAGAGCACCACCCAAUCCCACCCUCCCUCCUUCUUACCCCCCUCAGCCUGAUCCCCCACCCCACCCUCGUUCUUAUUUGUAAAUACUGUAAAAUGCAUUUUGAUAUCAUUGACAUGUUUUGAUAUGUCUGUCACUACCAAUGAAUACAGCUUACAAAAUGAUGAUGAUGAUAAGAGUAUAAAAAUCAACUGUCCAUGUUUUCAUUUUUUUUUAAAGAUGGUAGAGCUUCAGAAACUGCAGUUUUUCAGAUGAAAUCACACGUUUCAAAGAGUUUCAACUGUCCCUUGAGAAAGCUCCAACCCCAGGAAUCUCUUGUAAUGUAUCACAAUAUGACUUUUGUGGAGAAGCUUUCACCUGUCAGCAGAAUAGGGUGCAGUAUUGCUGUCCAAAACAAGCAGAGAGGGGAGGGCUUUUAUUAUAGCCAUACUUGACCCGGAUGCAUGUUGGCCAGCAGACUGUUUCAACCCAUAUGCUUGUAUCUGCAUCAGUGGGUCUGACCUCUUUCUCCCUGACAACCCUCGUCAUUGUUGUCAACUAGAGCCGUAGGAAGCAGGGCAACAGGAGACCAAUCCCAACCUCAGUACUGAAGCAGGGCAGCCGUUCCUCCCUCAUUAAUGUCCGACAUCUGAACCAGUUAUGCCCACAACCCACAUCUAACUACCAAUCAUGUGUCGUUGUUGUUGAUUGUUGACAAUGAUGAUGAAGUCAAUAACAGACUUGCCACACUCUGUGGGCCUAUAAUAAUGACAAGAACCCCAUUUUGUGAAAAUAUGAAGGAUUUUGUGUUAUUGCUAAAUGGAACACCACAAGAAUAUAUUUAUUCUAAGUGUAAUGCCAAGUUCUCUGAUCAGUUGGAAAAGCCUUGUAUAGACUGAUGCUCACAGAUACUGUCAGUUCUCUCUGUUAAGCUGUUGGCCAUCUCUGUAAUUCUAUUGUGCUGUAUAAUAGUGUAAUAUUAGAAUGGAUUGGGGUGGGGGAUGGGGAAGUGUGCAUUGUGGACUCGGGGAGGGGGGAGGUUGUUGAGGGAAGGGUUGAUUUGAAUCUCAUGUACCGUUCAUUGUUCUAUUUGGCGGCACGACAGUAUUUAAUAUGAAGCAGUCUGUCUCUUUAGGUUUGCUUUGUAUUUUUGGUAGGGUAGCUUUGAUCUUUGUCUUAGGGACUUAGGUGUCUUGUGUAGGUAAUAAAGAUGUCCUUUGUAUGUUUCUUUAUAUUGUAAAGUUUCUUUAGACUGAACGGGAAAAAUUUGCUUAUCAAAAAAAGACUGCAUCAAUAAUAAAUGUAAUUUGAU
This is a messenger RNA of Sardina pilchardus (European sardine), 4521 nucleotides long. It is a transcript of the gene ssbp4, whose product is annotated as single stranded DNA binding protein 4. The record is from RefSeq and is a predicted model, not a curated record. The transcript has 18 exons. Lineage: Eukaryota; Metazoa; Chordata; Actinopteri; Clupeiformes; Clupeidae. The coding region runs from base 86 to 1249 and encodes 387 amino acids. Gene Ontology annotation, biological process: positive regulation of transcription by RNA polymerase II. Gene Ontology annotation, cellular component: nucleus. Gene Ontology annotation, molecular function: protein binding; single-stranded DNA binding.